GUAAAGAAAUAUGGGAACCUCAUAUCUUUUUUGGGUGAAGCUGAAUAGAACCUCAUAUCUUUUUGGGUGUAUAAAUAUCGGAACCUCGUAUCUUUGUUUGGGUGAAGGUGAAUAGAACCUCAUUAUAAGAAAUGGAGAAUUUGACGAACAAAGCUCUUGAAGCUCCUCGAGAUUUUGAAAACUUCUCUGCACUCAAUUGUAUCGAUCUUUCAAGCCCAGACAUUCUUAACUCUGUUUCUUUACUCAAACAGAUGCAAGGAUAAGGAUGCUAAACCUCAGAAGUGGGAAUUUGUAGCACCAUUAAAAGGAGCAUUUAUAGUGAAUCUUGGUGACAUGCUAGAGCGCUGGAGCAACUGUAUUUUCAGGUCCACGUUGCAUCGAGUGCUGGGUAAUGGUCAGGAGAGAUAUUCUAUUGCAUACUUUGUGGAGCCUAAUCACGAUUGUCUUGUUGAAUGCUUGCCCACCUGCCAGUCGCAAGAGAACCCUCCCAAGUUUCCUCCUAUCAAAUGUGAAACUUACAUGCUCCAGCGGUACAAGGAUACUCAUGCUGCUCUCGAGUCAUACGAAAAAUGAUUCACCAAACUCUGUUGUCAAUAUUACUGGGAUUUUUGUUUCAAGUGUAGAACACAGAGGUUAGCUCCUUCCUGCUACAGUUUGUAUGGAAACAGGUUCUCUUAGUUGAAUAUUGGAGAAAUAUCAUGUAAUCUUUUUUUGGUUGCAAAUGUAAUGUUGAUAUAUAUGUAAAACAUAUAUGAGAAUAUGCGAAAUAUUUAUUAAAAUUUAAACUUUUUUUUAUAUAUUUUAUUUCUACA
Messenger RNA from Camellia sinensis, 812 nucleotides. NCBI's taxonomy places the organism in Eukaryota, Viridiplantae, Streptophyta, Magnoliopsida, Ericales, Theaceae. The record is from RefSeq and is a predicted model, not a curated record.